UUCCGCACCAACACCGCCAGUUCCUUCUCGCCGUGACUCAUGCCUGUUGUGCCAGGCAGGGCGCACUCUGCACUGCAGCCCCACAGGUGGUAUCGACUAGGGGAGACUGUUCCCGCCAGGCUAGGCAGUGGAGCGCCGCACAGCGCGCCUUCCCGCCUCUCAACUGCUGCCCCAGCAGUUCCGACCCAGCGCCAGCAGGCCUGCUCGGUCGAUCUUCGAGCCGAAGAUGCGGCGGGGCUGGAAGAUGGCUCUGUCUGGGGGGCUACGGUGCUGCCGCCGUGUACUUUCCUGGGUGCCUGUGCUUGUUAUCGUCCUCGUCGUGCUCUGGUCCUACUAUGCCUACGUCUUUGAACUCUGCUUGGUGACUGUUUUGAGCCCAGCAGAAAAAGUUACCUACCUCAUAUUCUACCAUGCCAUCUUUGUGUUCUUUACCUGGACCUACUGGAAGUCUAUUUUUACACUCCCACAACAGCCAAACCAGAAGUUCCACCUGUCCUAUACCGACAAGGAGCGCUAUGAAAAUGAAGAGAGACCUGAGGUCCAGAAGCAGAUGCUUUCUGAUAUGGCCAAGAAGCUACCAGUUUACACAAGAACUGGGAGUGGAGCCGUAAGGUUCUGUGACCGGUGCCAUUUGAUCAAGCCAGAUCGCUGCCACCACUGCUCUGUCUGUGCCAUGUGUGUAUUAAAAAUGGAUCAUCAUUGCCCUUGGGUUAAUAACUGCAUUGGAUUUUCCAACUAUAAAUUCUUCCUUCAGUUCUUAGCUUAUUCUGUUCUCUAUUGCCUGUACAUUGCUACAACGGUCUUCAGCUAUUUCAUCAAAUACUGGAGAGGGGAAUUGCCCAGUGUUCGCUCUAAGUUCCAUGUCCUUUUUCUCCUCUUUGUGGCCUGCAUGUUUUUUGUCAGCCUUGUGAUUCUCUUUGGUUACCAUUGUUGGCUUGUCAGCAGAAACAAAACCACCUUAGAGGCCUUCUGUACUCCAGUGUUUACAAGUGGCCCAGAGAAAAAUGGGUUCAACCUUGGCUUCAUCAAAAAUAUCCAGCAGGUGUUUGGAGAUAACAAGAAGUUCUGGUUAAUACCUAUUGGGUCCAGCCCUGGUGAUGGACACUCUUUCCCUAUGAGGUGUAUGAAUGAGUCGCAGAACCCAUUGCUAGCAAAUGAAGAGCCCUGGGAAGAAAAUGAGGAUGACAACCGAGAUUAUCCAGAAGGAUCAUCAUCUCUUGCUGUGGAAACGGAAACGUAGCAGUUUUCACAUUUCCUGCAUCUCUCAAACAGGACCCUCUAUCUCCAAUGAAGCUUACAGAGUUCAGUGUUGGGAACCAUUCUAAUCUUCAAAAUAAGUCACCAUGGCAGAUUGGAAGCUUCACAAUUUGAAAGCAUCCCAUCAAAUUCUUGCUGUGCAGAUAGAUGUUUCAGGACUUUACAGGUUAUUUAAUUUACUAGCUGAACUCAUCAAUCUGGUAGCAAUUAAUUCAAGCCAGUCUUCCUCUGCUUCUUUCUUCAUUUCCCCUCUCCCCAUCUGUGAAAGCCUAAAUGUAACAUAUUUAUCUUUCCAGAGGCUCUUUUCAUUACUCUUGUCAGGUAAAGGGGAACUCAAAAGACUUCCUUGGAGUCUUUAACUUCCCUAGAAAGACUGUUAAUCAUAUCUAUAGAGUCUUUGUUUUAUUGAGGGGAAUCAGACUAGCUUGCUGCUUGUACACAUGUGCAUUUAUAAGCAUGCAUAUGUGCAGCAUAUUUACACAAAAUUCUUCUGUGGUGUUGUGAAAAAUUAGGCUUAAAAAAUCUGAAGUUUUUAUUCAAUCAUAUUUUUUUAAAUAGCAAUUUAAAUAUUUGCUGAGCUGUGAACACCUUCCCUAUAUCAGGUACCUAAAAUUCAAGAGGGAGAUUCAACACUGUGAUCAAGGUCCUCAAAUUGGGAAUUGAACAACUAUGUAAAACCUGUUCUCUGUCAUAGAUGUGUGAUAUUCCUGAAAACACCACAGCUAAGAGAGAAGAUCAGAUCAGAUUUCCAUUUUAUUUAACAUAAUGAUCGGUGUUUUAAAGACUUUUAAUGCCACACUGUGGUAAAAUUCUCCAAUAACGUUUAUUCUUUUCUCUGCUACCUAGCUUUAUUUUAGCCUUUAUGAAUUACUCUUAUGAUGAAAGAAAAACUAUAAGCCUAAGUUAUUGACCAUUGGCUUUGUUAAGGGGUUUAAGGAUGAUGUUCAGGUUUAAUUACAAUACUGUUAAUAAGGGUGAAGUUUCACAGUUGAAAUUAGCCUAAGGAUUAGCACUAAAGGUAUUUUUUUUCACAACAGGGAUUAAUGUACAGAUAGUGAAAAACCUAACAGUAAUAUGCCAACUCUUUCUCUUUUUUCUUUUCUUUGCUUUUUUUUUAGUUCCAGUAGUAGUGCAGCCAUUAAGGUAGUUUACAUCCAUUUCCCAAUUUAUUUAUAAUAAGCCUUUAUUUUAGUCCUAGUGCCUGAAUCAAUGAGUAUGGACAUUAAUGCUGCUUCUCUAUAAUAAUAAUACCUAAGAGUAUUGAUGGUUUUCAUUUCUCAGUCAGUGUCAUAGUGCCCAGCUGCUAACAAUAGAAGUCCCAACUCUUACAGAGAUCAGUGAGUUAGAGGCAUCGUACUGAUAUCAAGUUAUUGAGCUCCUAGAGGGAUGUUAGUUUUGCUAAAUUAUUCCCCCUAAAACCUUUUUGAGUAAAAAAGAAUUGCCUGCCACAAACAAUUCAGUGUUCAGAUUUCAGUAGAGCUGUGAAUGUGAGCAAUUCAGCUACUUAAAGCAACAAAAGACAUGUUCAUUUGAAUCCUCUAGGUAAUUUUGGUCACGGUAAGACUUUCAGCAUAAAUUAAAUGGAUUGUGAUUGUGGCCAGCAUUUCAUUUGAGAGGAUACUAGACACGACUAAAUCUAUUAGGGCCAGGGACUGUUUCUCAAACUCAGAUGCCAAGAACCAGCCUAGAGGAUUAUGCACACUGGGUUUCAUGAAGAAAUCGUGUAUGUUCAGAUGGGAAGAUUUUUUUUCCCCUUCCUCUUUCCCUUUAAAACACUCUCUUGUUUGGGUUUAUCUUGAAAGCUUAUUUGAUCAUCCACAUGGUCUUAUGUUUGACAAGCCUUGCCUUAUAUUCAUAUAGAAAUGCACCUUUCCUAAAGGUAGGGCUGUUGCUUACUCCACAGCCAGUAGGCCUCAAAGCAAUCUUUCCCAUCCAUCAUCUUCUGCCAAGAGUUUAGGCAGAAUAGCCGCUAACUAUGAUUCAAAGUCAUGAAGGAAUCAAGAACUUAUUUAAUGAAUAGAGUGUAUCAGCACUCAGCACUCAUAGAAAUCAGGUCAUAAAAGACAGUGUCAGGGAACCACAUAAAAGCACUGGAAGGGUAAAGCUCAGGAAAGCUAUAAUGCAAAGUUGAUUGUUUAAUGUCUUACAGACUUACACUGUCUUCAAAAGGCCAAAUAAAUCAGGGUUUUACCUGGGGGCUUAGGGAAAUAAAGAAACCCUAUUCCUAUCUCUGAACCUUUAUUCCAAUAGCUUAUAGAUUCUGAUAUUAUCCCCGUUAUAGGUCAUUGAGUAUUGACUUCUGUACCUAGACACCACCACCACCCCAAUUGGUUGACUAUUAGGAAGACAGACAGGUUUGUUUGAUAAUUAGCAUACCCUGAUCUGGCUCCUUUGCUUGCUUUUCCUUGGGGCCAUGUCCAAUAACCUCCGUGGGAUCUCAUUCCCCAAUCUUUGGUACCCAUCUUCCCCAUCUGCAAAACAAAGACACUCAUUGUUGGGAUCAUACAGGUGAAAGGUGCUAUGUAACUCCCCAGUGCUCUUAUAUAUCCUUCAUUGCAGGAAUGGAAUGCAAAGUUUAACCAGAACAGUAUUUCUAAACAAAUCAGUGUGCUCCAUUCUUUCUUCCACGCUCUCAUUGAUGAUUUGUUCUUGCAGAACUUACAGUACCUUAUUAAUGAUAUUCCAUUCAUUCCAACAAUGUCCUUGGAAAGAGGCGGAAUAGAAGUGAUUUUCCCCAUGGUACAACCUUAAAAAUUAAGGACAAAAGAAAUGAAGCACCCUCCAAAAGCACAUAGCUCUCUGGGACAGAACUCACAGUUGCCAUGUCCAGUGCACCGUUAGAGUGACUUGGCUUCCCAGUACUGGGAUAACCAUGGAGCAGCUUAGAACACUGAGAGCAAUUGGGGCAGGACCACAUUUCAGAAGAGUCUCACUUUGUCCAAAAUCUGAAAGUAUGCAAUUUAUACAAUUCUUAUUUUUUAUGUGAUAGAAAUGUAAUAUGUGCCUCUUUCCCCUUCUGGCCCCAUGUGACACAUAUAUUUCACACUGUGUGGCAUCAGCCAGUGCCAUUAUGUCCUCUGGCACCCAUAGAGCCCACUCUCAGGAUUGUCUUUGCCAGAGAAAAGAAUGUGCUUCCUCAUGUUUAUGCCAAGUUGCACAAAGUGUAGACAUUGAGAUUAAUGAAUAUUUAAGCACAAUCCUAGCAGUAUAAGAAUAUUGAAUAUACAUUAUUGUAAUGUGCAUCUGAAAUUUAAUGUGGCCCAAAUUCAUAGGAAUGUAACAGUCAUGCAAAGCCUAUCCCUUUCACCUAUCAUCACACAUAUAUAUCUAUACAUGUGUGCACACACACAGUGCCCCCAAAGCAGGCUGCCUGGUCAUCAGGAGCAAAUACUUUAAAGGAAUGAGUCUCUGUCCUCUUAGAAAAAAGUCCAACAGUCACUGCAAGUGAAUAUUCCAUUCAUACAUUCUAAAACUUCUGCUCCUAGAGUAGCUAAGGUACUCAGUUGAUGCCAAAGACAUGUUCUGUGCCUCUAUCAGAGUCACAGAAGGCAUGUGACAAGAUUGUUAGACCUUUCCACAAGUCUCAUGUUCUUUGAAAAUUCAUGAGUUCCAUCCAAUCAGUAGUAAAUAGUUUAUGAGGUAUGGUACAUCUGCAUUUCUUUAACCAGAGCUAUAAUGUACCAUAUUAAAUAGUAGUCUUUUGCAUGCAGGUAUUAUGUAAUGUAAUAAUGAAUGGAUGGCACCUAAUAGCAUGCAACCCAUGACCGUUUACUUCCCCAAAAGGGCUAGGGCUGUGUCCCACACAGUGUUCAAAACUAUUAAAUGUAUUCUUUGUAGCAGCCUCGUAUAUGGCCAUCAGCAGAUUGAGUUAGACAUGAAUGUAAUAUAUCAGGAAAUAGAUUCUUAGUAGGGAAUGGUGUUAAAGGGGAAAAAAAACAGUAAGAUAAGAUGCAUUUAAGGAAUAAUGGCUGUCAUCCUGCUGGCUAAAUCAGCAAAGGGAUGCAGCAGGAAAGCUUGUACUGGGUCGUGGUAAUAUAUGAAAUGCAUUGGAGAGCCAGAAAAAGAAAAGCACUGGAGACCUCAGCAGUUAAGCUCAAGUUGCCAAUUUGCUACAAAUCCUUUUUUCCACCAAUCUGCUCAAAGUAAUUGUAUAUAAUAUUCUUAAAACCAUGUGUCUUGCUACAAAAAUACCCACAAAUACUGACCAGCUUUAUCUUCCUAAGUUCUUUAUUAAAAGCAUAUGCAUAAAAUUGUCAUUUCUUUUCUAUAUUAUGGAGUUGUUAAACAAUGUUGGCAAAGGCUAAAAUUUCAGACCACCUUGAUGGAAGUUUCUAUACUUCUCAUUUCAUGGGUAUAAUAGUGGAGUUUAUUCACUCCCAGGUUGAUUUGUAUGUGGUAUGUAGACUCUUCUGUAACAUCUCAUCUUCCAAACACCCCCUAUUCCUGUGCUCAGUGUUUCUUAUGUUUCUACAUGGAUAUUAGUUGGGAAAUUAGCAGCAAUGGCUUUCUGGUAGAAUGCUGACUAGUUUAAUGUCACUUAAGUUCAGUCUGCUCAGCCUCACACAUCUUUUGCCUUUCCCUCUGUUAUUGUGAUAAGUAAAAAGAAAGAGAAAACGUAUAUGUCUAAGGGUGAUAUGAACUCUGGUUUCCUUUUUCUUACAGUGAAGACUAUGUUUAUUAUUCUCCAGAUGCAUGUUACCUGAAAAAAAAUACAAUGAUGCUGAGAAAAGAUUACAGUGGUCCACUUGCUCCUAAGUUAUAUCUUACCCUCAGGGAAACAUUUGGAGACACCCUUAUUCAGUAAGCCUCAGAUAAGCUUCCCCUCAAUAGAUGCUUCAUUUGCACAAAAAAAAAUCAUUUUAAGACAGAAUUAGCCAACAAGAAGGCAGAAGUCAUUGAAAAUGCAGAGCACUGAAAGCUGAAGUUUGAAACAAAAUUGUUGACCAUGACUAAAUAAUAAUGGAGAAUCACUUUGGAAAGGCCCAACCUGUAGAGGUCACACUUAACACAAACCAGAAAGAAGUCUUUUAUUCCAGUUAAGCUUAUUUUAAAAGUACUUACUUAGACUAGGUAGACCUCAGAACAUCUCAGUUGAAAAAUCCCAUUUCAUUUAUUCCAAUGCAUCAGCUACAAACAGCUUUAAUUUGCAUAACAAACACAAUGUAAAAAAUUCAAAUACCAGAAACAAAGGUAGCUGAUGAUUCUAGAUUUUAAAAAUGCAUAAAAGAGGAGACCUUUAUACAGGAAUCUUAUUUGAGUAGAGGUUACUAAGGAAAUUCAAGACAUAGAUGUUUAAAAGGAAGCUUUAAUUUAUAGAUAUACGUAAAAUGGUUCAUACAGGAAUGUGUAAAGAUAUAGACAUGUAUUUUCUUGAUGUUAUAAACAACAAAAUGUACAAAUUAAUUUUCUCACCAAAUGUAGGGACAUUGAAAAAUUAGUUUCUUUUUGAAUGUUAAAAUACUCAUUCUCACACAGUAGCAUGUUUCAUUGUUUAGACUUUCACGGGGUGGAAAAUUUAUGAUAGUAAAAAGUACAUUUUAAGCAAACUUUUAUUAAAAGUAUUUGAAUAUGUUUAUGGUUUUAAAAGAAAUUUUCCUCAUAAACCUUAACUGAAGUAUUUAUAUCAACUUUGCAAAUUAGCACAAUAUUAGACCCAGAUCCUGACAAUGUUGGUGUUGACAAAAAAAAAAAGAAAAAACCCACAAUGUGAGAGCUGUGAGCUCAGUUUUAUUUGGGGCUAAGGACUAUAGCCCAUGAGACAGCCUCUCAGAUAGCUCUGAGGAACUACUCUGAAGAGGUUGGGGUUUGGGGGAGGUCAGUAUAUGUGUGAUUUUGGUGAAGGGGGUAUAUGCAAUUAAGCACACAUCUCAGUAGAAGGUUGCUGCUAGUCACGGGGAGCAGUUGUCUCCAUUAAUGAUUUUAGUGCUUUUCUAGGUAUGAGAAGAUGCAAGAAUUUGGGUUUAUAAAACUUCCUACUGAAAAUAUCUAUCUGAAGGCCUGUUCUGCCAGCUUCUCCCAGAGUGCCUCAUUCCUGAUCUCCACCUUGAACUCAUUUCAGGGUGUGUUAAAGGUCAGUGACUACACUGUCCAGUGACUAGAGCCAGAUGGCAAGCAACAUUCUUUAGUUGGCAUUGGCAAACUCUAAAAUAAAUAUGGCAGUAGUAUAUAAGAAUUUCAAGACAAAUAAAAUGCAAUUCAUUGUACAAGGAAAGCAAAAGUUUUGCUAUUGGAACAUUAAAGAUUGUGGGAUACCAAUUAGUCAGAAAUUGUUAUUAAGUUAUAUUUACCAAUCCACUGUCAUACCAAACAUAAAUUACCCUGGACAAUUAGAAGGCACUUAUUAGAGUAAUGUAGUUCAGAGGGAACGAGUACAGAUGCAAAUCUGAAGUGGCUUCUGAAUCAUAAGCGUGUGUGUGGCAGGGCUACUGGGUACUGAGGGUUGAGGUUUCUGUGAGUUGUAAAAAAUUA
Messenger RNA from Orcinus orca (killer whale), 7725 nucleotides. It is a transcript of the gene ZDHHC15, whose product is annotated as zinc finger DHHC-type palmitoyltransferase 15. The coding region runs from base 227 to 1240 and encodes 337 amino acids. Gene Ontology annotation, cellular component: Golgi apparatus; endoplasmic reticulum. The record is from RefSeq and is a predicted model, not a curated record. Lineage: Eukaryota; Metazoa; Chordata; Mammalia; Artiodactyla; Delphinidae. Gene Ontology annotation, molecular function: protein-cysteine S-palmitoyltransferase activity. Gene Ontology annotation, biological process: protein targeting to membrane; synaptic vesicle maturation; peptidyl-L-cysteine S-palmitoylation. The transcript has 12 exons.